AUGUUUGGUAGAUUACCUGGUAGUGUGAGCAAUAAAAUUGAAGGAACGAUGAGUAAGAAGAUUACAAGUGAUCCUUAUGUUUCAAUUUCAGUUUCAAAUGUUGUGACUGGAACGACCUUUGUCAUUAGCAACAGUGAAAAUCCUGCUUGGACUCAACAUUUCUAUGUUCCUGUCAUGCAUAAUGCUGCUGAAGUGCACUUCGUGGUUAUAGAAAAUAAUGUAGCUAUUAGUGGAAUUCACACGCAUGCUGGUCCCGGGGGUUAUCUCCAGUAUGUUGUGUAUAUCGUAACAUCUCUUGGAUUCGUUCGCCAGUCAUUUGAUGUUCUUGUCAAUGGCAUUGAGAAAAGCAUUGUCCAGGCCCAUGAAAAUCUCCGCCCAGGAUCAAUUUUUGUCAAUAAGGGUGAGAUUUUAGAUGUUGGUGUUAAUCUCAGUCCUAGUGGUUAUCUCAACAAUCCUGCUGAAGAGAGAAGCAAAUAUAGAUAUAAUGUCGAUAAAGAAAUGUCUCUUUUAAAGUUUGUUGAUGAUGAGUGGGGUCCUGUGGGAAGUUUCAAUUGGUUUGCUACUCAUGGGACUUCAAUGAGUCGUACAAGCUCAUUAGUUAGCGGGGAUAAUAAGGGUGUUGCUGCACGAUUUAUGGAAGACUGGUUUGAGCGAAAAGUUUCUGUGAGAAAAGAUUCCCCUGGAUUUGAAGAUGACAACUUACCUCGAAGAAUUUCAAACUUAAUUCCCAGUCUUAAUAAUAAUCACCAUGAGUUACUCGAACUUGCUGCCUCAUUCCAAUCUCCUCCUGGUAGACCAGCAACCAAAUCAUCAAGUGUCGCUAGACGUGUGAGAGGUGUUCUUAGGCAGGACAACAAACCUAGAUUUGUAUCUGCAUUUUAUCAAUCCAAUUGCGGUGAUGUUAGUCCAAACGUGCUUGGAGCCUUUUGUACAGACACUGGACUACCUUGCGACUUCAAUCACAGCACAUGUGGAGGGAAGAACGAGCUAUGCUACGGCAAAGGACCUGGUUACCCCGAUGAAUUUGAAAGUACACGUAUUAUAGGGGAGAGACAGUUUAAAAAAGUAGCGGAGUUGUUUAACGGAGCAUCCGAACAGAUUAAAGGAAAGGUGGAUUUUCGACAUGUGUAAUUAGAUUUUUCCAAGCUCGAGGUAAAUGUUUCUAUCGCA
This is a messenger RNA of Lathyrus oleraceus (garden pea), 1170 nucleotides long. RefSeq names its product neutral ceramidase 1. Gene Ontology annotation, cellular component: extracellular region. Gene Ontology annotation, biological process: ceramide catabolic process; sphingosine biosynthetic process; long-chain fatty acid biosynthetic process. The coding region runs from base 1 to 1131 and encodes 376 amino acids. Gene Ontology annotation, molecular function: N-acylsphingosine amidohydrolase activity. The transcript has a single exon. Lineage: Eukaryota; Viridiplantae; Streptophyta; Magnoliopsida; Fabales; Fabaceae. The record is from RefSeq and is a predicted model, not a curated record.